Molecule: messenger RNA, 1310 nt
Organism: Cuscuta epithymum
Lineage: Eukaryota; Viridiplantae; Streptophyta; Magnoliopsida; Solanales; Convolvulaceae
Source: the annotation of a GenBank genome assembly
AUCAGAGGGACACGUAGGGAGUUCCACUGGCGCCGAUGCAGGUGUCAGUGGAUCCCGGACCGAUUGAUCCUUCAGUCCUGACAUUGCAGGCCACGCACCGGAGCGAGGAUGUGUGGCGUGGCCUGGAUGUUCAGGUAGAUAGGUGUCGUGAGCACCUACGCAGUAUAUUCCACACGGGGGUGGACGACAGGAUUCUACAUUACGUUCGAUUAGCUGGGUUUUAUGGUGUUCACAGAUUAGUUUCGACUCUGCAUAUAGAUAGAGCAUUACUUAUCGCUCUACUUGAGCGUUGGAGGCAGGAGACUCACACGUUCCAUUUACCGGUGGGUGAGGUCACGAUCACAUUAGGAGAUGUGGCUGUAUUGGCAGGUCUACCGAUCGAGGGUCGGGCAGUUACUGGGACUGCAUGUAGACUGUGGGUUGAUUUGGUACACAGAUUGUUGGGAGUACGGCCACACCCUGGGACAGAUAUUCGGGGGUCCGCCUUGAGGAUGGCUUGGUUGAGAGAGCAUUUUGUUGGUUUACCUGCUGAUGCUGAUGACGAUGUUGUGCAGUAGUACGUGAGAGCCUACAUUCUGAUGCUUAUGGGAGCUUCCACGUUUGCGGACAAGAGCAGGAAUGAGGUGCAGGUCUUGUAUUUACCCAUUCUAGAGUCUUUUGAUGUAGCUGCAGUUUAUAGCUGGGGUAGUGCGACUUUAGCAUACCUAUAACGGCAGUUAUGUCGAGGUUGCCAUCGUGACGGUGGAGAGAUGGGUGAGUUUUUAUUGCUCAUACAGCUAUGGUCAUGGGAGCACAUUCAUAUCGGCAGACCUGUCAUACUGCGAUAUCAUGGGGUAGAUGGUGGUCCUCUUGAUGAUGAUAUGGAUCAGCACGCUGUACUUGGGCCACAUCAUGUUCGUGGCGAGGAUCCUUUGGGUCGUAGAUGGCUAUUUGCUCAUGUCACGCGCACGUCAUCCGUUGCUGGAUUAGGAUACUACCGAGAUGCUUUAGAUCGCUUGUGUGAUGAUCAGGUAUAUCAUUUAUAUCAUUACUAGUUGUGUUACGCGCGUUGCGCGAUAGAAAGAUGCCCAAUAAUAAUACUUUGUAUGACUUAAUAGCACUAUCAUUGUUUUUAUGUAAUAUUUUCUUCUAAAUUCACUAAUGCUUACAAAAUCAUAUAGAUAAAAUCACAUUUUAAAGAAGUUUUAAUCUUCAAUCAAAAUGAUUUAAAACAUAAAUUCAAUAGGGAAAAAUACAUUUGUGAGUAGCAAAUACAUACACGCGAUCUAAAUUACACAAUGAAUUGAAAAGGUUUAAUUUUAACAAAAAAA